AUGGCCAUUCAAAGCUACUUGUUGUUGAGCCUCCUGCUGGUUUUUGGCUCUUGUUUUAAUAGCCUAGCUGCUACCCAAGGUGACACAGCUUCAUUGAAUCGCAAGAGCUUUCCUCAAGAUUUUGUUUUUGGGGUAGCAUCAUCGGCAUACCAGUACGAGGGCGCAGCAUUUGAAGAUGGAAAGGGACCAAGUAUAUGGGAUGAGUACACGCAUAAAUUUCCAAGCAAGAUAUCAAAUGGCAGCAAUGGAGAUGUCGCCCUAGAUUCAUAUCAUCGGUACAAGGAGGAUGUUCAGAUUAUAAAAAAAAUGGGCUUUGAUUUCUACAGAUUCUCAAUCUCUUGGCCUAGAAUAUUGCCAAAAGGAAAAAAGUGCGGGGGUGUGAAUCAGAAAGGAAUUGAUUACUACAACAAUCUCAUCAAUGAACUCCUGGCCAAUGGCAUACAACCAUUUGUCACCCUUUUCCACUGGGAUCUUCCACAGGCGUUAGAAGACGAGUAUGGAGGAUUUUUAAGUGAUAGAAUUGUGAAUGAUUAUCAAGACUAUGCGAAAAUUUGUUUCGAAAAUUUUGGAGAUCGAGUUAAACAUUGGAUCACAUUGAAUGAGCCAACCAUGUUUACCAUGCAAGGCUAUAUUGCGGGCAUGUUCCCACCAGGUAGGUGUUCUGCUUGGAUUGGAAAAAACUGCACUGGUGGAGAUUCAGGAGCAGAACCAUACAUGGUGUCGCACAACCAAAUCCUUGCUCAUGCUGCUGCUGUGAAACUGUACAGGACAAGGUUUCAGGCAAAACAAAAGGGCAAGAUAGGGAUUACAUUACAAACAAAUUGGUUUGUGCCAUUGUCUAAUGCUAAAGAAGACCUUGAGGCUGUCAGCCGAGCCCUCGAUUUCAAUCUUGGAUGGUUUAUGAGUCCAUUAACCAGUGGCGAAUAUCCAAGUUCAAUGAGAUCUCUUGUAGGAGAAAGAUUGCCCAAAUUCUCCAAGAAACAAGCAGGAUCUAUAAAAGGAUCAUUUGAUUUUAUUGGAUUGAAUUAUUAUUCUGCCAAUUAUGUGGCCCAUAAAUCUCAAUCUAAUGAUACACACCCAAGCUAUGAGACAGAUUCCCAUGUUGCUUCCUUCUUUGAACGUGAUGGAAUUCCCAUCGGUCCAAAGGCAGGCUCAUUUUGGCUCCUUGUUUACCCAAGUGGACUUCAUGAUCUUUUGGUUUACAUAAAGAAGGCAUACAACGAUCCAGUUAUUUACAUCACCGAGAAUGGUGUUGACGAGACAGAUAACCCAAGAUUGCCCCUAAAGGAAGCCCUCAUUGACAACCAAAGGAUAGAUUAUUUCCAUCAGCAUCUUUCUUUUGUGCAAAAAGCCAUCAAGGAUGGUGUGAAGGUGAAAGGAUAUUUUGCUUGGUCGUUAAUGGAUGGCUUCGAGUGGGUAGUAGGAUACACAUCACGUUUUGGUCUGAAUUAUAUCGAUCAUAAAGAUGGACUCAAAAGACAUCCUAAGCUCUCAGCCCAAUGGUUCACGAAAUUUCUCAAGAAAUAGGCACAUGCAUGCAUGCCCUCAAUUGAA
Molecule: messenger RNA, 1554 nt
Organism: Populus nigra (black poplar)
Lineage: Eukaryota; Viridiplantae; Streptophyta; Magnoliopsida; Malpighiales; Salicaceae
Product: beta-glucosidase 24-like
Exons: 13
Coding region: 1-1527 (508 amino acids)
Biological process (GO): carbohydrate metabolic process
Molecular function (GO): beta-glucosidase activity
Source: RefSeq, a predicted model, not a curated record